Molecule: messenger RNA, 2532 nt
Organism: Dipodomys spectabilis (banner-tailed kangaroo rat)
Lineage: Eukaryota; Metazoa; Chordata; Mammalia; Rodentia; Heteromyidae
Gene: Med26
Product: mediator complex subunit 26
Exons: 3
Coding region: 154-1941 (595 amino acids)
Biological process (GO): regulation of transcription by RNA polymerase II; positive regulation of gene expression
Cellular component (GO): core mediator complex; nucleus; mediator complex
Molecular function (GO): transcription coregulator activity
Source: RefSeq, a predicted model, not a curated record
UCCCCUCUCCGCCACCCCGCGCGCCCCCACCUCCUCUGGCGCCGCGGGGAACAUGCGGCUCCGCUCCCGGAGGCCGGCGAGUGACUGACCCGCGUCCCCACCGCAGCCCGCCCGCCCGCUGGCCCGGCCUCUCCCCCCCGCCUCGCCCAGGCAAUGACAGCGGCUCCGGCGUCCCCGCAGCAGAUCAGGGACCGGCUGCUGCAGGCCAUCGACUCCCAGAGCAACAUCCGGAACAUGGUGGCGGUGUUGGAAGUCAUCUCCAGCCUGGAGAGAUACCCCAUUACCAAAGAGGCACUAGAGGAGACGCGGCUGGGGAAGCUCAUCAACGACGUCCGCAAGAAGACCCAGAACGAGGAGCUCGCCAAGCGCGCCAAGCGGCUACUACGGAGCUGGCAGAAGCUCAUCGAGCCCGCGCACGCACACCAGAAUGAGGCGGCGCUGCGGGGGCUGCCGGGGCUGCCCGGCUCAGCCAACGGCGGCGCGCACAACUGCCGGCCCGAGGCAGGCACGGCCAGUGCGCCCAAGAGCAUCCUGGACCUGAAGACGCGGAAUGACAUCCAGAGGCUGCCCGGGCAGCGGCUGGACAGGCUGGGCGGCCGCAAGCGCCGCGGGGACCAGCGCAACCUGGGCCACCCUGGGCCGCUGCCCAAGGUGGCCAAAGCCAGCCACGAGUCCCAGGUCCCCAACUCAUCCCCCCUCCCCACCAAUGGCCUCAGCGGGAGCCCCGAGAGCCUGCCCAGCCCCCGGGACAGUAGUGGUCGCCUGGAGCCCAGCGAGAAUGACAAGCACGGCGGCAAGAUCCCCAUCAACGCGGUGCGGCCGCACCCCACCUCCCCUGGCCCGGGCCAGCCCCUCGGGCCCUGCCCACAAACGAAGGCUUCGGUGCUGCAGCAGCUGGACAGGGUGGAGGAGACCCCGGGGCCUCCGCACCCUCGGGGGCCCCCUCGCUGCUCCUUCAGCCCCCGGAACUCACGGCACGAGGGCUCCUUUGCCCGGCAGCGGAGCCCGUGCGCCCCCAAGGGUUCAGUGCCCAGCCCUUCUUCGCGGCCUCAGCCCCUCGACACCCCGCAGGUGCCGUCACCCCUGCCGCCGGCCCAGCCGUCCACGCCCCCCGUGCGGCGGCUGGAGCUGCUGCCCAGCGCCGAGAGCCCGGGGCGCUGGCCGGAGCAGCCCGAGGGCCACCCGCGGCUGGCGGGGCCGGGCUGCAAGGCUGGGCCGCUCCCCGCCGAGCCCCUCCUCGCCCGGGCUGGCCUCUCCCCGGACUCCUCCAAGGCGGACAGCGACGCUGCCUCCUCGGGGGGCUCGGACAGCAAGAAGAAAAAGAGGUACCGGCCUCGGGACUACACGGUGAACCUGGACGGGCAGGAGGCCGAGGCAGGUGUGAAGCCUGUGCGGUUAAAAGAGCGGAAGCUCACCUUUGACCCCAUGACGAGACAGAUCAAACCUCUGACCCAGAAAGAGCCGGUGCGGGUAGACAGCCCCGUGCAGGCUGAGCCACCUGCCAGGACAGAGCCGGACAAGUCGGAGGCCAAGGCCAGCCUGCAGAGCCCCUUCGAGCAGACGAACUGGAAGGAGCUGUCUCGCAGCGAGAUCGUGCAGUCGUACCUGAGCCGCCAGAGCAGCCUGCUGUCCUCGUCGGGCGCGCAGACCCCCGGCGCGCACCACUUCAUGGCCGAGUACCUGCGGCAGGAGGAGAGCAGCCGGCGUGGGGCCCGGCAGCCGCACGUGCUGCUGCCGCUCGAGCCGCCCAGCCACCUCCCGGGCCUCACCCGGGAGAUCGCGCGGGACGAUCUGGACAGGCUCCAGGCCGGCCGGUGGCCGGGGGUGAACGGGUGUCAGGACACACAGGGUAACUGGUAUGACUGGACGCAGUGCAUAUCGCUCGACCCGCAUGGCGAUGACGGGCGCUUGAACGUUCUGCCUUAUGUCUGCUUGGACUGACCUGGCGCUGCAGCUGCCCCAAAGUGCAUUCCCGCCUGGCAGGAACCGGGGCGGCAGCGCGCUCGGCAGCCUGGGGCGGUGGGCCCAGGGGGAGGCACUGUCUCUUCCCUCCAAGUCUCCUUCUCUUGUGAAAUGCUGCUACCAGGUUACUAACGAAACUGCAAAGGAAGGACGACAUUGCAGAAGGAAGGGCGGACAGCGGAAGGGAGUUCAGAACUCUAUAGCAAACCAGCUCUAAAAGCGUCAGACCCCACCCCGCCCCCCUGCAAGGUGCAGGCCCCUUCCACGCCCAAGCGCUGGGCCCUCCCUGGCAGGUGGGCAGGCAGGCGGGUGCAGACAGGCCCCGGGAGAGGUUACCUUUACACAGCGACAGACGACAGACGCACGCAUCUCAUCUCUGCAUUUUCUGUUCUCACCAGGCCGACAGUGGGCCGCACCUCAGCCUCUUUUUCUCACCCUCACCCAGUCACUGUUGAGCCAGUGUUUUCUUUCUGUCAUUUGCUAGAAGCUUCUUAGCCAUGGGCAUUGGGUGGGCAGGCCAGUCGGCCACCAGCCUCACCCCUGACUCCACGGGCAGACCCACCCGUUUGU